This is a messenger RNA of Eucalyptus grandis, 2091 nucleotides long. RefSeq names its product laccase-14. Gene Ontology annotation, biological process: lignin catabolic process. Gene Ontology annotation, cellular component: apoplast. Bases 71 to 1783 code for a protein of 570 amino acids. Gene Ontology annotation, molecular function: hydroquinone:oxygen oxidoreductase activity; copper ion binding. The transcript has 6 exons. The record is from RefSeq and is a predicted model, not a curated record. Lineage: Eukaryota; Viridiplantae; Streptophyta; Magnoliopsida; Myrtales; Myrtaceae.
ACACUUCUUUCAAUCCGCUGAACUCGGGGGCAAGACCGAAGAACACUUACUUUUUUUUUUCUCUGUGUUUAUGGAAAUGAGGUGCUCGGGAGGAGUUCAGAUGCUUCAAAUUCUAGGGCUUGUGCUAGUCCUUGGCAUCCCUAAUUGUGAAGCUGUUCUUCGCCAUAAGUUCGUGAUCAAGGAAACAAACUAUACGAGGCUAUGCAGCACGAAGAGCAUACUAACCGUCAACGGCCAAUUCCCCGGACCGACUUUAUACGCACACAAAGGUGAUACGGUCAUCGUGGAUGUGUAUAACAAGGCCAAUUAUAACGUUACCAUUCACUGGCACGGUGUGAAACAACCAAGGAAUCCUUGGCAUGAUGGUCCCGAAUACAUCACGCAGUGCCCAAUCAAACCUGGAGGGAAAUUCACGCAAAAUGUAACAUUCUCACUUGAGGAGGGAACGCUUUGGUGGCAUGCUCACAGUGACUGGACACGUGCCACCGUCCAUGGUGCCAUUAUCGUUUAUCCAAAGAAAAGCACGAGCUAUGCUUUUGCUAAGCCUCAUACAGAAGUGCCAAUUAUAUUAGGGGAAUGGUGGAAACAAGAUAUAGUCGACAUAUAUGAUGAGUUUCUUCAAUCUGGAGGAGAUCCAAACAUUUCAGAUGCUUAUCUUAUUAAUGGUCAACCGGGCGAUUUGUAUCCAUGCUCAAAACAAGAUACGUUCAAGCUGGUUGUGGAGUACGGCAAAAGCUACCUCCUCAGGGUCAUCAACGCGGCGUUGCAAGACAUCCUCUUCUUCGCGAUCGCAGGUCACCAGGUCACAGUGGUUGGCACCGAUGCUUCCUACACGAAGCCCCUGAAGGUCGACUACAUCACCAUCUCCCCAGGUCAAACCAUCGACCUUCUCUUGGAGGCCAACCAGCCCAAGGACCAUUACUACAUGGCUGCUAGGGUUUACUCAAGUGCAACCGGCGUUGAGUUUGACAACACGACCACCACGGCCCUAAUCCAAUACAAAGGUCGAUACACACCGUCCUCGCCUCCUCCUUUACCUUACCUUCCAUACUACAAUGAUACGGCUGCAUCGGUCAACUUCACCGGCAGGCUCCGGAGCUUAGCUAGCGGGGAACACCCGGUCCCUAUCACCGUCCCGCAAACCGUGACCCACAAAUUCCUGUUCACCGUCUCAGUGAACACGUUCCCUUGCGUGAACGACUCGUGUGCCGGGCCCAACGGGUCCCGCCUCGCUGCAAGCGUGAACAACAUAAGCUUUGUGUCCCCGUCGAUCAGCAUACUCCAAGCCUAUUACUACCACAUCAAGGGCGUGUUCGGCACCCGGUUCCCGAGUAAGCCCCCGCUCGAGUUUAACUAUACUGCAGAUUACCUCCCACUGGCCGUGAGGACGCCACGAAACGGGACGGAGGUCAAGGUGCUCAAGUACAAUGCGACAGUGGAGAUGGUCUUUCAGGGGACCAACGUGGUGGCGGGGACCGAUCAUCCCAUGCACCUCCAUGGGACCAGCUUUUACGUGGUGGGGUGGGGAUUUGGCAAUUUCGACAAAAAGAAGGACCCCAAAAAAUAUAAUUUGGUGGACCCUCCAUUGCAGAAUACCAUCGCGGUGCCCAAGAAUGGAUGGGCCGCGGUGAGAUUCCAAGCCUUCAAUCCAGGAGUUUGGUUCAUGCAUUGUCAUCUCGAACGACACUUGUCAUGGGGCAUGGAGAUGGCAUUCAUCGUUAAGGAUGGCCCGACCUCAGAGUCGCAGAUGCUUCCACCUCCGCCGGGCAUGCCUCCGUGCUGAUGUAAUGGAACAUAUGGGUUGUUAUUAGUCCCCGUUUGAAGUGUUCUUGUUGAGACGUCAAUCUUUUAUAUUUCAUUUUUGUUAGUUUGCAGUAUUUGAAAGUUUAAGGGGGCAUCUGAAUCGGAAUUCAGUUGCUGUCCUAAUCAAGACACGCAAUGCUUGAUUUGUCCGGUCAUAAGAGGAGAAGUUGUAGGAUUGUUUUUUUUUUUUUUUCCGUUUUUGAGCGGAAGAAAUGUACUCUUCUCAUUCUCUAUACUUGUUGUAAGAAGUUGCUGAUCAAGAAUAAAACAACCUGUGAUCAUAUUAUA